AUUGGUCACAUUAGCUGUCAGCUGUUGUUGUAUUGUCAUAAACUGUCGUAACUAUUUCAUUGUGAUCAAAUUGCAAAUAAAAAUGCAGCGGCAAAUUGUAAAUCUCCUAAGCAAUGCAACGCGUCAAGUGCGUUGCCAACAGCGAGCCUUCUCUGUGUCGUCACAGCGUUGGGAAAUAUUCAAAGUGCAGAGUCCCGAGGACUUUGAAAACAAAGUGAAGAAGAGUCAGACGCCCGUGGUCGUCGAUUUCUUUGCAACUUGGUGCAACCCUUGCAAGAUGUUGACGCCACGCAUUGAGAGCAUUGUGGGUGAACAGGCAGGCUCCAUAAAGCUAGCCAAAGUCGAUAUUGAUGAGCACACUGACUUGGCACUAGACUAUGAUGUGGCUGCUGUUCCCGUGCUGGUGAUCAUGCAGAAUGGCAAGGAGGUGCAGCGCAUGGUGGGACUACAGGAUGAGGAUAAGAUUCGUGCCUGGGUCGCCACAGCGGUGAAGAAUGCCAAGUAAUAAGAACGUCCAAGGCGUUGGAAUUGGAGCAGAGCUUUAAAUUCAGUUUACUCAUCAACAAAAUAUAAAUGUUAUUAAACUAUAAAA
Molecule: messenger RNA, 592 nt
Organism: Drosophila nasuta
Lineage: Eukaryota; Metazoa; Arthropoda; Insecta; Diptera; Drosophilidae
Product: thioredoxin, mitochondrial
Exons: 2
Coding region: 83-505 (140 amino acids)
Biological process (GO): cell redox homeostasis
Cellular component (GO): mitochondrion
Molecular function (GO): protein-disulfide reductase activity
Source: RefSeq, a predicted model, not a curated record